AUGUGCCGUACCAGAUUCCAAUCAAAGUACAGAUUGCACGAUGAAGAUGCAGAACGGGCAAGGCGCUAUAGAGAGAAGGUUAAAGAAAACCCAGAAAAACAUCAAGUAUAUUUAAGGAAGGGUAGGGAGAGGGCUAAGAAAUCGAGAAAACCUAUUGCUGAGCUCUCAACAAGGAAACAACGCUUUCGGAGAAAAAGAUGGAGAUUGGACCAAUUGAAAUGUCGAGAAAACAAGAAAAUCCAUCGUGGACAAUUUGAAUUCCUUGAAGAAAUCACGCCGCCAGGCACCCCGGAUCCAAUUGAUGUUAAUGAGAAAUUGAAAGGGGCAAGAAAUCCAUAUAAAAGUAGGCUAUUGGAAGAACAGUUAAAGAAGUCAAAAAAAGCAGUUGAAAAAUACAGAAAACGUUAUCACAGAUACAAGAAUUUGGAUACGAAGAACAAAAAAAGUGCAAAGCAGAAUACAGAUCCACCAAACCCCUUCACCAAAGCCAUGAACGAUACGCAAGGAUAUGAAGUUCCAGAUACUGUUGUAAAGACUUUGAGUUCCCAUCUACUCACGUUUUGCAGACACAGGCCUUGCUGGGUAGUACGACAAAAGUUGUCAGAUAGAGACUCUUGUCUGUGCAAAAAACACUCAAAUAUGCAGUACAAACUCGACACGCUAUUUAGAGAACAACUUUGUAUAGAAAAAGAUAUUGAAAAAUUAUGCAUUUUUGUUACAUGUGACACCAAAUCAAAUGAAUGCAUGAAUAAUAUUUGCUUAAAGUGCAGAGAUAAACCUGUCGUUGAAAAUAUAGAGUUUGCAAAAAAAAUAUUGGAAUGGAAAUUUUGGAAAUUAGAAAAAGAAGAGAAAUUCAAAGCUGGAAAGACUUUUACCAUAAGCAAAACCAAACUUGUAAAUGAAAAAGGAAAGUUGAUGGAACUUUGUCUAAAUUUUAAUAAAGAAUUUAGAACAGUGUUUUGUUCACACGUUUACAAGAAGAAUCACCAAACCCAACAAAGACAAAAAUGCAUUUCUGAGUUGGCAUUUGACGAAGCGCAAGCAGAAAAUUAUAUCUGCAAAAUGGCAUCAGAAAUACAAGCAAUGCACUUUGGGUCCUCUCAUAAUCAAGCCAGUCUUCAAACCGUUGUUUUUUACUAUGAAAAUCAACCAUCAGAAAGCAUAUGCACCAUAUCUUGUACACGACACGAUCCAGCUGCUAUUUGGGCAUAUGCUUUCAAUUUUACAAAACUUUAA
Brassicogethes aeneus is the source of this 1236-nucleotide messenger RNA. NCBI's taxonomy places the organism in Eukaryota, Metazoa, Arthropoda, Insecta, Coleoptera, Nitidulidae. The record is from the annotation of a GenBank genome assembly.